UUAAUUAGGCAAAGAGAGCUGCUACUCGACCAUUCCAUUUUCACAAAAUGCUAGCAAAGAGGGCUGUAAUAUUUGUACAUCUUUUGUUUUUUAAUUCAUAUGUUUGUUUUCUGUCUUGUCUUUUCCUGCAGUGUUAGUUCUCUGACAAACUAACCCUAUCAUUGUGUAGCCUUGAUAGAGAACCUCUCUGCAAAAAAUAAAAGCCUGGGAAAAGGAAAAAGGAAUCCCGUUCAUGUAUGACAAGGUAAGAUUGCUAGAGACCUUGGAAGAACAUACUGUGCUCAGGCAUCAGAGAGAGGAGGAGAAGCGGCGAAUAUGGGAACAAAAGAGACUGCGGGAGCAGUUUGCUGCCAAGCACGAAGCACUAUUUGGGAGUAAGCCCAGCCCAAUGCAGCAGGUAACAGGGAAGAAGCCUUUGGGUCAGAGCUCCAACGCGAACAUGGUAACUGGGACAUUGACUUCUCGUUGUGUCUCAACACCUUGGCUCGGCUACCCUUCUACACACAGGCCCCAACCGUUGAGCAAUUCUAUGAAGAAACCUGGACCCUCCCAAUUUAGCUCAUUUGAGAAGAAAACAAAGAAUAGUACACAUCUGACAAAAGGAAGGAAGCCGUUCAAUGCUACAAGUCCUAGCACCAAAUCUAUCAAGGAAACUUGCGUGUCACCCAUUGCUACUAAUGCAGAAUCUAAGAUUCUAGAGGGGAGAAGCCACCUUUCUUUUCUCCCUCUGUUUCACCAUUGAAGCAGAGGGGAGAAGCCAUUUAGGCUAAAAGGACACUCGUUUGCUACAAAGCUGGUUUCUGUAUCUAAGAUUUAGGACCCAAGAAGGGCUUUAAAUUGAACAACAAAGAAAAUGACAAAUUUGGCUCUACCGAUA
Phoenix dactylifera (date palm) is the source of this 877-nucleotide messenger RNA. NCBI's taxonomy places the organism in Eukaryota, Viridiplantae, Streptophyta, Magnoliopsida, Arecales, Arecaceae. The record is from RefSeq and is a predicted model, not a curated record.